CUGCCCGUCAAUACUGAAAACGAAGAAGAAGAAGAAGAUAGCGCAUGUCCACUUGCUUACUGUGUACUGCUAAUAAUUUGAAAGAAAUUAAUAAAACAAACAAAGUCGCCAAUUAGAAAGGAAGUAGUAAAACAGCCCUUAUUCUGGUGAUCGCUUGAGGAUGGAAGAAGCGGAGCUGGUGGAAUACUUCCGAGCGCAGAUCAGAGGAGACCCGGAUGUGGCUUCAGCGGUGGCUGCUAUCCGAUCUCUGCUGGAGUUCCUCAGGAGGGAUCAGAGCGAGACCAUCCUCGGCCUGCGAGAGAACAUGACCCAGGCCAUCCGCAGACUAGAAGAGACGGACUCAUCGGUGGCGGUGUCGUCCGGAGGAGAGCUCUUCCUGCGCUUCAUCAGUCUCACCUCGCUGGAACAUCCGGUCCGUCAACACUGCACUCAGUCCAGCUGCUCCGCUCGUGCACAGCCCAGCAUCGCUUCUCUUUUAGCAGAUCUCUCGCAGUGUAAGAACGUGAUGAUAGAGCGAGGUGAGCUCUUCUUGAAGAAGAUAUCUCUGUCCAGGGGCAAAGUGGGUAAACUGUGCCACACCUUCAUCAAAGAUGGAGCUAAAAUCCUCACACACUCAUCGUCCCGAGUGGUUUUAAAGGUUCUGGAAAACGCAGCAGCUGAUAACAAACGUUUCACAGUAUAUGUCACCGAAUCACAGCCGGAUUCAGCAGGUAAACGUAUGGCUCAAAAAUUACGCAAACUCAAUAUCCCCGUCAUGGUGGUGCUCGACGCUGCAGUCGGGUACAUCAUGGAGAAGGUUGACCUGGUAAUCGUGGGUGCUGAGGGCGUUGUGGAAAGCGGAGGUGUAAUAAACAAGAUUGGCACCUAUCAGAUGGCCGUGUGCUCCAAGGCGCACAACAAACCGUUUUAUGUGGUGGCAGAAAGUUUCAAGUUUGUGCGGCUCUACCCUCUGAACCAGCAAGACGUACCCGACAGAUUCAAGUAUACAGCGGAUAUCCUGAAGACGGUGAAGGAUCUGAACCAAGAGCACCCCAUGAUCGACUACACCCCUCCGUCCCUCAUCACAUUACUCUUCACGGACCUCGGUGUGCUGACGCCCUCUGCUGUCAGCGACGAGCUCAUCAAACUCUACUUAUGAUGAUGCUCUUCAUAAAGCAUCUGUGUCAUUGCCUAAGUGUCUGACCACAGAUGCACCUGAGAGAUCCUGCAUUUAAAGAGUAAGCCACAAUCCCGAUGCUAAGAUUAAAUGAUCUGUUUAAAUAUCA
This is a messenger RNA of Cyprinus carpio (common carp), 1265 nucleotides long. RefSeq names its product translation initiation factor eIF-2B subunit alpha-like. Lineage: Eukaryota; Metazoa; Chordata; Actinopteri; Cypriniformes; Cyprinidae. The coding region runs from base 161 to 1138 and encodes 325 amino acids. Gene Ontology annotation, molecular function: translation initiation factor activity; guanyl-nucleotide exchange factor activity. The transcript is spliced from 9 exons. Gene Ontology annotation, cellular component: eukaryotic translation initiation factor 2B complex. Gene Ontology annotation, biological process: translational initiation. The record is from RefSeq and is a predicted model, not a curated record.